This is a messenger RNA of Impatiens glandulifera, 2217 nucleotides long. Its product is annotated as phosphoinositide phosphatase SAC7-like. Gene Ontology annotation, biological process: phosphatidylinositol dephosphorylation. The record is from RefSeq and is a predicted model, not a curated record. The coding region runs from base 188 to 1975 and encodes 595 amino acids. Gene Ontology annotation, cellular component: endoplasmic reticulum. Gene Ontology annotation, molecular function: phosphatidylinositol-4-phosphate phosphatase activity. The transcript has 22 exons. Lineage: Eukaryota; Viridiplantae; Streptophyta; Magnoliopsida; Ericales; Balsaminaceae.
UCUUCCCGCCUUCAAAAUCGUAGGGAUCUCCUAUUGACUGGUUCUCAUCCGAUCCGUGUUUGUGUUUCUGAAGACGCUCGGCAAUACAUUCUGGAUUUUCCACUGAUCCACGAUCUUCUCUACGUUUAAGCUUAAUUCAUCCCAAUUAUCCCUCACUGAUUACUCCAGGUAUUGGAAGUCGGUGGUGAUGGAGAAAGCAGAUACUGCUAAAAAACUAUACACACGGAUGCGACUUUGGGAUUUCCCAGACCAAUAUAUUAUUGAGCCUACUGAUGGUUCUGGUGGUUCUAUUUUGCAAGUUAGUAGGGUGGAUGGGUCUAUGAAACUCAUUGAUCAAGUUCCACAAUGCAGUUCAGUUCGAGGGCCAGAUAUUCAGACAAUAUAUGGUGUGGCUGGGAUGCUAAAGCUUUUAGCAGGGUCAUACUUGUUAGUCAUAAAGGAACGUGAAUGUGUUGGAUCAUACCUGGGGCAUCCAAUGUUCAAAGUUACAUCCUUGAAGGUGUUACCCUGUGACCAUUCCCUUAAGAACUCUCCUGUGGAACAGAAAAAGAUGGAGACUGAAUUUUCUAAGUUGCUAAGUGUUGCUGAAUUGUCUCCUGGUCUAUUCUUCUCUUACGAUGUCAACACAACCCUGAGUUUGCAGCGCUUGCAUAAUCUAGGUGAUGAAUCGAAGCUGCUUCCUUUCUGGAGACAGGCAGAUCCCAGAUUUCUAUGGAACAACUACAUGUUGGAGGUUCUCAUAGAUCAAAAGCUUGAUCCCUAUUUGCUCCCUCUCAUCCAAGGCAGUUUUCAGAACUUUCAAGCAGCUAUUGGUAAAGAUAUCAUUGAUGUUACUCUUAUUGCACGACGAUGUACAAGAAGAAUUGGCACUAGGUUGUGGAGAAGAGGUGCUGAUCCUGAUGGGUAUGUAGCUAAUUUUGUGGAGUCCGAGCAAAUCAUGCAGUUGAAUGGAUCUACAGCAUCAUUUGUGCAGAUUCGAGGUUCAAUACCACUGCUUUGGGAACAAACUGUUGAUUUGACUUACAAACCUAAAUUUGAGUUAGUGAGAUUUGAAGAUGCACCGCGAGUGAUUGAAAGGCACAUUUUGGAUUUAAGAAAAAAGUAUGGAAAUGUUUUGGCUGUUGAUCUUGUGAAUAAGCAUGGUGCUGAGGGGCGUUUGAGUGAAAAAUUUGCCAGUGCUAUGCAGCAUGUUGCAAGUGAUGAUGUGAGAUAUUUGCACUUCGAUUUUCAUCAUGUCUGUGGACAUGUGCACUUUGAGCGUCUCUCUAUCUUGUAUGACCAAAUUGAGGACUUUCUCGUAAAAAACAGGUACCUUCUAUUGAAUGAAAAAGGUGAGAAAGCAGAGGAACAACUUGGAGUUGUGAGGACCAAUUGUAUCGAUUGCUUAGACCGCACAAAUGUUUCACAAAGCAUGAUCGGUCGGAAAAUGUUGGAAUUUCAACUUAGAAGAAUAGGUGUCUUUGAUGCUGAAGAAACUAUUGCUACACAUCCAAAUUUUGAUGGAAAUUUCAAGAACUUAUGGGCCAACCACGGGGAUGAUAUAAGCAUCCAGUAUUCUGGUACUCCUGCUUUAAAAGGAGAUUUUGUUAGAUGCGGAAAACGUACAGUUCAAGGAAUAUUUAAUGAUGGGUGGAAUGCCCUUGCUCGUUACUAUCUCAAUAACUUUCGUGAUGGAACAAAACAGGAUGCAAUUGAUCUCCUGCAAGGACACUACAUUGUAUCUGUUUCGCGAGAUGCGAACCCUUUACCUCAGAAGGGAGGUGUGGAAGCUAUAGCUUCGUUUCCACUAGCGCUAUCGCUGAUCAUGAUCGGUUUCUUCUUUGCAAUAUUGUCAUUGGGGCAAGUUAGGAAUGAUAUCAGGCACUUGUUCUUUUCAACCAUGUGGGCGGGGAUGAGUGUGGCAGUGGCAGCAUAUGUUAAGGCUAAUGGUCGCAUUUUCUGUAACCGCCCUCGUUUGCAGAGACCUUCUCGUUAAAUCCUGCUGCUGCUGGUUUUGGGUUAAUAUUCCUACUGAUGCUGAUAAUUAUUUUCAUUCUUUUUAUUAACCUAUUAUUAUUAUUAUUAUUAUUAUUCAUCAGUCUCCACCGGCUUUUACUUUUAAAACAUGAAUCUAUAUUUUGUGUGUAAAUUAUAUACUACUGGAUUACUACUUGUAUCCAGAGGUCGGAUUUAAGAUGUCAUUAAAUUUAUGAAUGUGUGUCAGAUAAUUUGAAUCCA